This is a messenger RNA of Macrosiphum euphorbiae (potato aphid), 1176 nucleotides long. The record is from the annotation of a GenBank genome assembly. Lineage: Eukaryota; Metazoa; Arthropoda; Insecta; Hemiptera; Aphididae.
AUGGCCGGCCAUACAAUCACGAGUUACCAAACAUUGCUAUACCUGUUCACGUUCGUCGCAAUCGGCGAAAUACUAUGUCAGGGUAGAGACGCCCCUGCAGCGAGACUUCAGACGCCACUGCCGAAGGGGCGCGCCAUACCUGUAGCCUCCGCCAACGGAGGUGCUAACGCCAUUGGCCGCCCGACCAAGCAACAGCAGCAGGACGCCGUCCAGAAACAGACCACGCCGACUCCGCCGGUCUCGGUCAAAGAGCUGUUCAACUCUUCGUCGUGCGUCGAACCUCCGUUCACGUGCCCUCAUCCGAAGAUCCAGUUUUACUUGUACACCAGGCUCACUCAGAACAAUCCCGACUUGAUGGACGUGACCGACCCGGAAUCGCUGUACAAGUCACAUUUCAACCCCAAACAUCCGGUCAAGAUUAUCAUACACGGAUUCCAAGGAGGCCGAAACCUGUCGCCGAGUACCGAUCUCCGGAACGCUUAUUUCACUAGGGGAAACUACAAUAUAAUCAUAGUGGACUACUCGAGUUUGGCUCAGAUACCUUGUCUGAACCAAGUGGAAUGGGCGCCUAGAUUCUGUGCCAUGUGCAUCGCUCAACUGGCCAACUACCUGGCCGACCAUCCCCGAGGAGUUCCGCCCGACAAGCUGCACAUGAUGGGGUACAGCGUGGGCGCUCACAUCGCAGGCCUGGCGUCCAACUUCAUCAACUCGGGAAAAAUCGGACGGAUCACCGGAUUGGACCCGACGAUCAUAUUCUACAUGAGCAACAACCGAUCCAGGGACCUCGAUCCCACGGACGCUCAUUUCGUGGACAUCAUACACACGGCGGCGGGUAUCCUGGGUCAGUGGGGCCCUAGCGGACACGCCGAUUUCUACGUGAACGGCGGCACUUCGCAGCCCGGCUGCGCCAGCGACAGCAUCAUUCAGACGCUGUCGUGCGAUCACACCAAAGUGACACCGUAUUUCAUCGAGUCGAUCAACUCCAACGUCGGAUUCUGGUCGUUACCUUGUGCCAACAGAUUUUACUUCAACUUGGGCCUUUGCGAUCCGCCGGAGUCCGAGUACGUUUUGAUGGGCGAACACGUGACACACAAAGCUCGUGGUAUUUAUUACCUGCACACGAACGCGAAGAAACCUUACGCCAGAGGCUUUCCCAAGAAGACGCUGAGGACGUGA